AUGGGGAUUUCCCCCCUGAGUGCGGACGGCAUGGACUUUGAUCAAUCCAGCGCCGAGUUCGUCCACUGGUUCACCGCGGCUGAUGGAACUCGGCUAAGUCACAAGGUGCAGUUGCGGGAUCUGAGGAGGACAAACGCUGGGAGAGCAGCCGUGGCGAUACAAGACAUCGCGGAAGACGAGGAGCUGUUCGCAGUGCCUCGAUCAAUGGUGCUCACGACGACGACAUCAAACAUCCCACCUUCAGUUCUCCAGUCCCUGGAAGACACCGGAGCAUGGCCACCCUUGAUUGUCACCAUAAUCUAUGAAUUCCUUCGGAAAGACAAAUCUCCAUGGCACCCAUACUUCAAAGUCCUUCCUACCACUUUCGAUACUCUUAUGUUUUGGAACAGUGCUGAGCUCGCCGAGUUACAAGCCAGUGCAGUAGUCCACAAGAUUGGAAGAGAGCAGGCUGAGGAGUUGUGGCGGCAGACCAUCAUCCCUGUCAUGCUAGCACAUCCUGGUCUGUUUCCUGUCCCCGGAGCCACCCCAUCCGAACGAACUGCGGAGCUGAUCAAGCUUGCACAUAUGGCUGGCAGCUUGAUCAUGGCAUACGCUUUUGAUAUCGACAGGGACGACCCGAAACCCGAUGAUGGCGACGCCUCGUCUGAGGACGACUUUGAAGAGGACGAUGAAGACGAGCCGUUUAAGGGCAUGGUGCCCUUCGCUGAUAUGCUGAAUGCGGAUGCCGACAGAAAUAACGCUCGCCUGUUUCAAGAAACGGACUAUCUUGUCAUGAAGGCCACCAAGCCAAUAUCUGCAGGCGAGCAGAUUUUCAAUGAUUACGGCCCCUUGCCACGCUCUGACCUUGUUCGAAUGUAUGGGUACACCACCGACAACUAUGCCCAAUUUGAUGUCGUCGAGUUCUCACAUCACCUUCUCCUGGAGGUGGCUGGGAAGAAACACAACAAGGAGAAUAAAGCAUGGCUAGACCGUGAGCAGCAGCUUGAUGAAAUCGGUCUCAUUGACGAUGGUUAUUCCAUUCCCCGGCCCGAUCCAAAUGUGCGGCGCCUGGAAGACACCCUGUCUGGGCAGCUACACAUGCUUCUGCGAGCGCUCUGUGUACACGAAAAUGACGCCAAAGCCGUCAAGAAGCCGAAGGACGCAGUCACAAUCGAGGAAGCCGCCCUGCUACAAGCGGUGCUCACCAAGAAGUUGUCAGAGUAUGGCACUAGUCAUGAAGCGGACCAGGCCAUCCUGGAUGCAUUGCACUCCAACUCCACAACCUCUACCGUGCCAGCCGCUUGUGACCCACGGCGAUACUCUAUGGCACUCCAGGUCAGAAUGGGCGAAAAAGAGGUUCUGCGGCAGUUGAUUAUCCUAUGCCAGUCCCACAUCAAGCAAAAGUCCGAAGAACUGGCCGUUGGCCAGUCCAAGCGAAAGUACGAUUCCAACACGGAGAUCCUUUCAGAAAAGGCAGCGAAAAAAGAAAAGCAUCGAUGA
Capronia coronata CBS 617.96 is the source of this 1479-nucleotide messenger RNA. RefSeq lists its product as uncharacterized. Gene Ontology annotation, molecular function: protein-lysine N-methyltransferase activity; protein binding. Gene Ontology annotation, cellular component: nucleus. Lineage: Eukaryota; Fungi; Ascomycota; Eurotiomycetes; Chaetothyriales; Herpotrichiellaceae. Gene Ontology annotation, biological process: peptidyl-lysine monomethylation. Bases 1 to 1479 code for a protein of 492 amino acids. The transcript has 3 exons. The record is from RefSeq and is a predicted model, not a curated record.